Callorhinchus milii (elephant shark) is the source of this 2987-nucleotide messenger RNA. It is a transcript of the gene clec19a, whose product is annotated as C-type lectin domain containing 19A. NCBI's taxonomy places the organism in Eukaryota, Metazoa, Chordata, Chondrichthyes, Chimaeriformes, Callorhinchidae. The transcript has 5 exons. The record is from RefSeq and is a predicted model, not a curated record. Gene Ontology annotation, molecular function: signaling receptor activity. Bases 132 to 704 code for a protein of 190 amino acids.
GAGUGUGUGUGUAGUCAGAGGGUGGAAAUCAAGCACCAGGGAUCACUGAGUUAAGACCCGAACCGAUUGAGAGAGCUUACUUAUACUCUGGGUCUGAUCAGCGAGUGGGCAACGAUCCAAUUGCCAUCACAAUGGUCAGAUGGAACUUGUGUGCAAUACUGUUUGUAACCGCGGUGUUAGGAGAAGCUGCUCCCCCAACGCAUAUCCAGAUCAGCCAAGAACUGCCUCUUCGACUAACUGGGACCUUCUCCGCGUACUCCUGUCCGCUCUUCUGGACAGAAUUCAACGGAUACUGUUUCCGUUUCUUCCCCGAGAACAAAACGUGGGCUGAAGCUGACCUGUACUGCGCUGAGUUUUCGAAUGGUCUCAGAUCAGCAAAAUUAGCAUCUAUUCAUAGCUGGGAAGAAAAUGUGUUUGUUUAUGACUUGGUUAACAGUCGAGUUCCUGGAAUCCCCACGGAUAUUUGGAUAGGACUUCACGAUAGGAGAGUGGAAGGGAGUUUUGAAUGGACAGAUGGGACAACAUACAGCUACAGUUACUGGGACGGAAACCAACCUGAUGAUGGCAUCCAGUUAAUACCGGAGGAAGAGGAUUGUGUGCAGAUAUGGUUUCGACAAAACAGUGCUCUCAGGUCCUGGAAUGACAACCGUUGCAGCCGCGAAUUUCCAUUUGUUUGUAAAAUUCCGUCCUUAGAGAACAACUAGCCAGCAUACGCAUCAUGGACUGAUGUUUCCAAUUCGCUUUGAAGGUUGUUUCCCUGGAAUUAACAGCAUUGACUCAAACGGCAUCCUAGCCAACUGGUGAAACCAAUUUUAGUAGCUCGGGUUGAAGUACUGUAUUGCACCAACACAGCAUCAAUAUGUUGGCACUGGACAAAAAAAUACAGGUCUUUCUUCUGAUUUCAUUACUUUCAGGUUUCAAUUAAUCACAGCCCUUUCUGAUGGACAGUGUGACUUCACGGUGAAUGUCAAAGCAGAGAAAUGCAAUAUUCUCCGAAUGACUUUCAAUCUCAAUGUACGUACGCUAGUGAUUUUUGAUUGAUUGGUUCAAUUUGGUUUCCAACAACGUAAAUUGGAGGUUUGACGUGCCUUGUGCUGGAUGUCUCAGCCGCACCCACACCAAUAAUGUGUAUUUGUUAAAGAUGCACAUAGUUUUUCAAAAGAUCUAUGUAAAUGAGUACCUGCGCCUCAUAAAUCAUCGCGAUGCAAAAUUGCAGUUGAAAUAACAGUUCAGUAAUAUUGUCAGUUUCCAAUACAGUCAAUUUACAAUCCGAAUGUUGUUAUAUUUCGAAGAACCAUACUAUGCCAUCAGAGACGCUUUUAUGCAAAUCUUGGGUCUGUUUAAUUUGUCCAAUACAUUUUACUUUCAAUCUUUCAGAUGCAUUAGAAAUAAAUGUUUUAGUUGUUGAAAAUGUCAGAUAGUUUGGCCCUAAAUUUUGCCAGCAACCACUGCCACUGGCUAGUGAACCUGAACAUGAUAGAGGGGAGUUGUAUUCAUAACUGAUAAUCGUCCAAUGUAAAAUAUAGUAAUAAGCCGGUAGUUUGUGAUUCCAGGUAUUAGCAAGUUAUAGACUAGCUGGAAAAUACUGAGAGAUGAUUACAAUAAAUUAAAACGUUGACAAUGACUCAUUCUGGCCAGUUCUAUGCGAGUGAGUUCAAGAGGCAUUACAGUUGAAGACCAAUUUCCGAAUUGACUCUCUUCCAGUGAAAAUCAAGCGAGGACAUGUGGUUUCCCACCAGUGACCUCUUCCCUCCAGAGUCUCUCUCUGUGAAUGGUAGAUUCCACUCCCAUUGAUAAAAUAUUCAAAAAAUAAUUUUUCAUGAGGGGGGAAAAAAAGGCUAUGGGUAUUUUCUAUUCAAACAGUUUUGCGUUGAGCUGUCUUUUUUCAGCAGUUGCAAAGCAUAAGUAACAGAGGCCAAAGAAAUCACCGCUGAGUGUAUUUUCCUUUACACUGUUCAUGGUAACAGAGAAAUUAAUUUUCUGUUCAACAUCUGAGUGCUAAAAGCUCUUUGAGGCUAUCAAAAUACUGUGAAGCAUUUUUUCCCCUGUAUUACGUAAUGUCUGUGAAGAUUUCCUUUUCAUUUUUAAUGGUUGCGUUGAAUAGUUGGUUAGACUUAUUUUAUGUAGAACUGAAAAGCAGUAAACCAGGUGCAUUGUGUCAUUGUAAGGAACAAUGUACAGGACAGUGAUGUAUAAGGAGAGAAUCUGUACCACUGAUGAAGGCAGAUUUCAAUCGGGUUUUUUUCUGUAUCGCUCUUUUUUUAUUGAAAAAAAAUAGUUUCACCGUAUCCAAGAAAGGAAAAGCAAAUAAGGAAACUUACUGAGUACUUUUAAACGCUGCCAAUUUUCUGCAUAGCAGAAUUAAAAAUGAUGGUGGCAGAGAAUAAGCCGACAAAACAUGCAAAGGCUUUUGUCAGGUGAUUAUUGUCAAAAUCAGUGAACCCUUUUGCUAACACUUUCAAGUUCUUAACAGGCUUUUGAUCCUGAAAUCAUUUCUGAUCUGCUUGCACACGGAUUGAAAAGCUAUGAAUUCUUAAGGAAGUUCAGAUACUUUUUAUUUACCGCCAACAGUGCUCCCUAACUCGAGAACUGGAAUGAAAAUGAGUCCAACUGAUUUCAUAAAAUGCUAAAUUCUCUUCAGUUAAAAUUAAUGUCAUUGCAUUUUUUUUGUUAGUGCCGUGCCAUAAACACUGGGAUUGAGUAUGGAAACUGUCAGUGAUUUUAGGCAUAAUGUUACUGUAACAGCAAACUUAUUUAUUUCUUAUGUUAGAUUGGCGAACAGUUACAGGUAUAUAUAGCAUUUUCUAUUUCCCUUUUAUUAUGAAUGUAUUUUAAGGACAAAUAGUCGUGCGAAAAAUUAGCUGUAACUUUCUUAGACCGUAUUUUACAGAAAAUAUGAGAUGUGCAUAUAGUUUAUUGUUAAACUGACUUGUAAAGGUCUUUAAUUUCUGUACAGUUUAAUAUAAAAUAAAAAAAAUAAUCUUUCA